AUGUCCGUAAGGUCACGACCACAUUCACCAGUGUCACCGCCCUCUCCUCACGAGGCAGAAUUUGAGCCGUUACAGGCCUUCCUCCUCAAGAACACUACCGUCUACGCCUACCCACGCCAGCGUAGGCGUCCACGCAAUCGGACGGAAGAUGCAGACUCUGUGAAAGCCAUCUGCCAGCGUCUUCUUUAUUUUCUCACCUUCUACACAGUCCUUGCAUUGUUCUUUGUAGGAUAUCUCAACUGGUAUAUGUACUUCCAGGUGCCUCGUGACCAUCCAGCUCUCACUGGAAUGCAGUCCGCCUUGCAAAUGAAUCCCGGCCUAAGCCACAUUCCCAAUCCCGACCUCUUUUCGACUCUUCUCUACUUUCGCACCCGCGAACCUCUGCCCUACUACAAGAAGUCGGAUGAGAUGGCAGCCUUUCUGCACGCCUAUCAAGACAACACUGGCUCCACGGAAUAUGAAGACUGCGUUCAGGAGGGCGGUUACAAACAAAAUCCCGAACGUCCCUGCACCUACGACAUCAAUGCCGGUGGCCCCUGCAACAUCAUGAAUGGCUACGGGUUUGACACAGCUCAGGCCUGUUUCGUGCUAAAAAUGGGUCGAAUCUACGGUUGGUUGCCUGAUCCCAUCGACGAAUUCGCGACGGGAGUGUUGGUGAAGUGUUCCGGCGUAACUGAGGACGACACCUUCAAUUUGGGCAUCAUUCGGUACUACGACAUGGACUACAAAUUCUCGGCUAUCGCACCAGGCAAAAAUCCCGGCAAAUUGGACAAUGGGAGCUUUCACUCCAUGUACUUUCCCUACAGAGGCCAAUUGGCCUACCUCCAACCGCUGGUGUUUGUGCUGUUUGAUGGAGUGAAGCGUAACACUUUCAUUCGUGUGCGCUGCUGGCUCAUUGCAAAGAACAUUAAAGUGGAUUUCGAAAAACGUGAGGGCAGUACGGAGUUUGAAAUUAUUUAUGACUAA
Messenger RNA from Hydatigera taeniaeformis, 966 nucleotides. The record is from the annotation of a GenBank genome assembly. Lineage: Eukaryota; Metazoa; Platyhelminthes; Cestoda; Cyclophyllidea; Taeniidae.